Molecule: messenger RNA, 420 nt
Organism: Cydia pomonella (codling moth)
Lineage: Eukaryota; Metazoa; Arthropoda; Insecta; Lepidoptera; Tortricidae
Gene: ND-MLRQ
Product: cytochrome c oxidase subunit NDUFA4
Exons: 4
Coding region: 104-349 (81 amino acids)
Source: RefSeq, a predicted model, not a curated record
CCGACGGCGCCCUAGAAUACGAGAAGAAUAAUCGAGUUUUUCGUCAGUGAGACGACGUAGGGAAGAAUUUGUGCAAGCAAUCUAAUUGUGAAUCAAUAGCAAAAUGCAGGGACUCAGUCUGGCCAGUUUGAGGAAGCACAAGGCUUUGAUCCCUCUGUAUGUGUGCACGGCGCUGGGCUGCGGGGGUGCCGUGUUCUAUGUUAUCCGCCUGGCCACCAAGUCACCCGAGGUGUCCUGGAGCAAGAAGAACAACCCUGAGCCCUGGGAGGAGUACCGCAACAAGCAGCACAAGUUCUAUUCUCCGAUCCGAGACUACUCCAAGGAGGAGUCGCCAGCCCCCAAGUACUAAGUUCGCGGUUUUCAAUCUGCUACUGUUUUAGAUUGUCUUAAUUUAAUAAAUAGCAAUUAUGUGAUAAGUUA